AUGUCCAUUGACGAAGUCAUCUUUCUGCUGACCAUUUCUCUGGACAAGCUGCCCACCACUACCGUCAAAGCCAAAAGUGUGGCGACCAUCUGGAGAUGCGACCAAGAAAGAGCUCCAGGAAGCUUGUGCAAUGGAAACUUUGAUGGUGAGGGCCAUGAGGCACUUGCUGAAGGAGCUGCUACCAGUAAUGGAGCCAGGGAACUUGGAUAUGGAUCUUCUCCUGUGAUUAAUGACCCAUUCCAACAAGUCUUCUUCCAAUGGAUGUUCCCUAAUAGAAAUCAACAUUACACGGGGAUGCUCCAAUUGCUUUUGCUUUUCAGAUGGACCUGGAUUGGUAUCCUUUUUAUACAGGAUGACAAUGGCCUCAGGUUUAUACAGAAGGAACUUCCCAAGUUUUCCCAGCAUGGUAUCUGCUUUGAUUUCAUAGAACCAUUCCCAACUGUGUAUUUCAAAACUGGCAUUCAUGAAAUGAUGGAAUCAUGGGUUAAACUGUAUGUCUUGAUAAGUGAUAGCAGUGCCAGUGUUGUGGUUUUACAUGGUGAAAUUCAUACUACAAUCUUUUUGAGAAUGUUUCCCAGAAUUUUGGAAGUUGAAGAUAAACAAAUGAAGACAGGUAAAGUCUGGAUAAUGGUGGCACAAAUAGAAUUCACUUCUGUUCCCUUUCAACAAUCUUGGGAUAUAGAUAUCCUUCAUGGUUCCUUGGCUUUUGCAACCCAGUCAAAGGAAGUGGUAGGUUUCCACAAUUUUCUUCGGAUGAGAAACCCUAAUAUGGAAAUUAGAGAUAGUUUUAUUAAGGACUUUUGGAGACAGGCAUUUGAUUGUUCCUUCUCAACUUCCUUCAAAAAGGACAAUGUUUGGAAUCGCUGCAGUGGGGAGGAGAAACUAGAGACUCUUCCUAGGUCUGUCUUUGACAUGAGCAUAACUCCCCACAGCUACAGUGUCUACAAUGCAGUUUAUGCUGUAGCCAAUGCAUUCAAAUCCAUGAGCUUAUCAAUGCUCAAACAAAGAACUUUAUCAGAGGAAGGACAAAAUAAUGUUCUGAAUUCAAUGCUUUGGCAGCUCCACCAUUAUCUCAGAAAAGGCUCAUUUAACAACAGUGUUGGGCAGAUGAUUUCUUUUGAUCAAAAUGGGAAUUUGGAAGUAGGAUUUGAUAUUAUCAAUUGGAUCACAUUCCCAAACAAAACACUAUAUCGAAUCAAAGUAGGAACAUUUGAUCUCAGAGCUCCCAAAGACAAUGCUUUUAGUCUUUUUGUUGAUGCCAUCAGAUGGUCAAGGAGAUUUAACCAGAGACUUUUUCCCCCUUUUUCAGACAUGGAUUCUUGUUAUCAGUGUCCAGAGGAUCACUAUCCCAGCAAAGCCCAGGAUCAGUGCAUUCCAAAAGAGAUCAGCUUCCUAUCAUUUCAAGAACCUUUGGGGAUCACCUUGACCAUUUUUGCUCUUUUAUUUUCUUCCAUCACAGCUCUGGUCCUUGUGGUCUUUGUCCAGCACAAAAAUACCCCCAUAGUCAAGGCCAACAAUCAGAGCCUCAGCUACACCCUCCUUGUCUCCCUUCUGCUUUCCUUUCUCUGCCCUUUGUUUUUCAUUGGUCGGCCUCAGACGGCAACCUGUCUCCUUCGCCAAACUGCUUUUGGCAUCAUCUUCUCUCUGGCAGUUUCUUGUGUGGUGGCCAAAACCCUCAUUGUGGUCUUAGCUUUCACGGCCACCAGGCCAGAUUCUAAGAUGAGGUCGUGGGUAGGGAACAAGUUGGCCCUCUUCAUAGUGCCUUCCUGCUCUUUUGUUCAAACUACUCUUUGUACCAUGUGGCUGGUAAGCUGUGCUCCCUUCCCAGACCUUGAUACACACUCACUGACUACAGAAAUGGUCCUGGAGUGCAAUGAAGGCUCCCCUGUCAUGUUUUAUUGUGUCCUGGGUUUCAUUGGUCUCUUGGCUAUGAUCAGCUUUUCAGUGGCUUUCCUUGGCAGGAACCUUCCAGAUAGUUUCAAUGAAGCCAAAUUUAUCACCCUCAGCAUGCUUCUCUUUUGCAGUGUUUGGAUCUCUUUUGUUCCAGCCUACCAGAGCACCAAAGGGAAAUACACAGUGGCUGUGGAGGUCUUCUCCAUCUUAGCCUCAAGUGUUGGAUUACUGACCCUCAUUUUCUUCCCCAAACUCUACAUCAUCUUAAUAAGACCUGAGCUGAAUAACAGGCAACAACUCAUGCAAAAAACCCUCAUAAAAUGA
Molecule: messenger RNA, 2217 nt
Organism: Crotalus tigris (Tiger rattlesnake)
Lineage: Eukaryota; Metazoa; Chordata; Lepidosauria; Squamata; Viperidae
Product: vomeronasal type-2 receptor 26-like
Exons: 5
Coding region: 1-2217 (738 amino acids)
Biological process (GO): cilium assembly; G protein-coupled receptor signaling pathway
Cellular component (GO): membrane
Molecular function (GO): alpha-tubulin binding; G protein-coupled receptor activity
Source: RefSeq, a predicted model, not a curated record